This is a messenger RNA of Zea mays, 1237 nucleotides long. Its product is annotated as bidirectional sugar transporter SWEET17. Gene Ontology annotation, molecular function: sugar transmembrane transporter activity. The transcript has 6 exons. NCBI's taxonomy places the organism in Eukaryota, Viridiplantae, Streptophyta, Magnoliopsida, Poales, Poaceae. Bases 287 to 1003 code for a protein of 238 amino acids. Gene Ontology annotation, cellular component: membrane. Gene Ontology annotation, biological process: carbohydrate transport. The record is from RefSeq and is a predicted model, not a curated record.
CAUGUGUUACACGAGAGGCGGGGCCUGAGUCGUUCACAUGUUCAUGCAUGCCACUGCAGUGCCUGUAAGAAGGGCAGGUAGGUUUGGGCGUAAUCUAUAAUGGCACUGCACGCGGUCGGCCUCAGGCUGCUUGAAAUAUGCAUUUCAGCGGUCCCUGGUGUCCUCUCUCCCGCUCAAGGGCAGUAGAGACAGCAGCUGAGCUGACUGGAUCUCGAUCUACCGCUUUGCUUCCGUUUUGAGCCGCCAGCUGUGUGGCCUCCUGUCUGUCUGCCUAUCUUGAACCUCCAUGGAUUCCACACUCUUCAUCAUCGGCGUCAUAGGCAACAUCAUCUCAGUUCUGGUCUUCAUUUCUCCCAUCAAGACGUUCUGGAGGAUCGUGCGGAGCGGGUCGACGGAGGAGUUCGAGCCGGCGCCGUACGUGUUCACGCUGCUCAACGCGCUGCUGUGGCUCUACUACGGCGCCACCAAGCCUGACGGGCUCCUCGUUGCCACCGUCAAUGGCUUUGGGGCUGCCAUGGAGGCCAUCUACGUCGUCCUCUUCAUCGUCUACGCCGCCAAUCAUGCCACAAGGGUUAAGACGGCGAAGCUGGCAGCAGCGUUGGACAUCGGUGGCUUUGGAGUAGUGUUUGUGGCCACCACGUUCGCCAUUAACGAAUUAAACAUGAGAAUCAUGGUGAUAGGGAUGAUAUGUGCCUGCCUCAACGUACUCAUGUACGGGUCACCCCUUGCUGCCAUGAAAACGGUGAUCACCACCAAGAGCGUGGAGUUCAUGCCGUUCUUCCUAUCCUUCUUCCUCUUCCUCAACGGAGGCAUCUGGGCAACGUACGCGGUGCUUGACCGAGACAUCUUCCUUGGGAUCCCCAAUGGGAUAGGCUUCAUCCUCGGCACCAUCCAGCUGAUCAUCUACGCGAUCUACAUGAACAGCAAGGUCUCCCAAAGCAGCAAAGAAAUAGCGUCGCCUCUUCUAGCCUCUAGCCAGGAAGAAGCAGCUAGCCAUGUCUGAUGAUGUUCGUCAGUGUGCUGGAGUUUUGUAGCAGUCCAAGCCAACGGUGAACACCUACCAAUGCAAGAGAUUAUCGAUUUUCAUUUUUAAGGAAUGUAAAGUCUAUAUUUUUUAUGAAUAUAUAUUUUUAUAUAUACCUUGGAAAUGCUCACGUCGAUUUUGUUACGUUUUAGUGCCUCUUUUGGUACAACUUCAUUAAUAAAGCAAAUCUGGGCAAAUCUGGAUUGAAAUUUA